This is a messenger RNA of Papaver somniferum (opium poppy), 3437 nucleotides long. RefSeq names its product non-lysosomal glucosylceramidase-like. Bases 372 to 3251 code for a protein of 959 amino acids. Gene Ontology annotation, molecular function: beta-glucosidase activity; glucosylceramidase activity. Gene Ontology annotation, cellular component: membrane. Gene Ontology annotation, biological process: glucosylceramide catabolic process; carbohydrate metabolic process. The transcript is spliced from 20 exons. The record is from RefSeq and is a predicted model, not a curated record. NCBI's taxonomy places the organism in Eukaryota, Viridiplantae, Streptophyta, Magnoliopsida, Ranunculales, Papaveraceae.
ACAUCAAAAGAAGUCGAAAAAAAUUAGCCGUCCAGGCAAAAACAAAUGGUUCCUGUUGUAAACUUCGGUCCAACUAAAAUGGAGGAGAAAACUAACAAACUCGUUUCCCCUCACCCCAACUACUCCCGAAAGCAAACCAAACAUGGCACUCAACGUAAGAAGUUCCUACAAGGCUACAACUAACUCUGCUUAUUUCCUAUUCCUAUUCCUCAAUAUAAUAUCUUUCUCCCCAUUCCCAUUGGUGCUUCUCUCUUGACUUUCUCUCUCCCUCCCUCCUCUUUCUCCAGGAACUACUGAUAAUUAGUGAGGUUUUUCUUUUCUUUCUUUAAAUUUAAAGUAGUUCUACUUAGUUGAUUGGCGAAGGCAAGAAGAUGGACAAUGGUUCUCAUGGAGAGGAUUAUUCUUCUAAUGAUGAGGGCACAGAUCAUCACAAUCUUUUUUCCUCCAUCAUCCAGGUCAAGGCUGAUGCUGGACCACCUGCCUCCUUGACAUGGCAAAGAAAACUAAGCAGUGAAGGAAAUGCUCCUGUAGAGUUCAGGCCGAAAUUGCAUGAGAUGAUUCACAUGGCUCCAUUAGGAAUUCGGCUCUGGCGUCAUGUCAAACAAGAAAUCUCUAAAGGACAUGUGGCUGUGAUAGAUCCUUUCAACAAGCGCCUUGUCACAGCUUGUCAUGGUGUUCCUUUAGGUGGUAUUGGUGCAGGAAGCAUCGGAAGAAGUUAUAAAGGGGAGUUUCAACGUUUCCAACUAUUUCCUACAAUAUGUGAAGAUGAACCUGUUUUAGCAAAUCAAUUUUCUGUAUUCGUUUCUCGUUCAAGUGGUGAAAGAUAUUCCUCUGUAUUGUGCCCAAAGCCCACAUAUGUAUCACUGGACAGCACAGCUUCUGGCAUUGGAUCUUGGGAUUGGAACAUGGAGGGAAAGAGUUCUACAUACCAUGCCUUAUUUCCAAGGUCAUGGACUGUUUAUGAAGGUGAACCUGAUCCAGAACUUAAGAUAACUAGCCGUCAGAUUUCACCCUUCAUUCCUCACAAUUAUAAAGAGAGUAGCUUGCCUGUAGCAGUAUUUACAUUCACGGUAUUCAACUCGGGGAACACUGAUGCAGAUGUUACUUUGCUAUUCACAUGGGCUAACUCUGUGGGCGGGAACUCUGGAGACUCUGGUAAACAUAUCAAUUUAAAGAUGGCGACAAAAGAUGGGGUGCGUGGAGUACUUCUACAUCACAACACUGAUAAUGGGAAACCUUCAGUGACAUUUGCCAUAGCUGCUCAAGAGAAAGCUGAUGUCAAGGUCUCUGAGUGUCCUCAUUUCUUGAUAUCUGGAGAGUCAGAAGGUUUCACGGCAAAAGAUAUGUGGAAUGAAAUUAAAGAGCAUGGUUCCUUCGACAAUCUUGCUUUUGAUGAGAUGUCAAUGCCUUCAGAGAGAGGAUCUUCUGUUGGAGCUGCCAUAUCAGCUUCUUUGACUCUUCCACCAAACACUAGCCGAACUGUCACUUUUUCAUUAGCAUGGGCCUGCCCUGAAGUAAGAUUUUCAAGUGGGAAUACUUAUCACAGGCGAUACACGACGUUUUACGGAAGUCAUGGUAAUGCAGCGGCAACUAUUGCACGUGAUGCUAUUCUCGAACAUCACCAGUGGGAGUCUCAGAUAGAAGCAUGGCAAAGGCCUAUUCUUGAAGAUAAACGGCUUCCUGAAUGGUACCCUGUAACAUUAUUCAACGAGCUUUACUAUCUUAAUGCUGGAGGAACAAUUUGGACGGAUGGAUCACUUCCCUUGCAGAGUCUAGUAACUAUUGCAAAAAGAAAGUUUUCCCUUGAUAAAUCAGAUACCACAACCGUAAACUCUGAAAAUAAUAUUGCAGUCGAUAUCCUUGAACGUAUGACAACAGUACUUGAGCAAAUACACUUACCAGUUGCAUCAAAUUCUGCUUUUGGACCAACUUUGCUUGAAAAAGGAGAAGAGAACAUUGGCCAAUUCCUUUAUCUUGAAGGGAUUGAAUAUCACAUGUGGAACACUUAUGAUGUCCAUUUCUACUCAUCUUUUGCCUUAAUCAUGCUUUUCCCAAAACUUGAACUCAGCAUACAAAGAGACUUCGCAGCGGCUGUGAUGAUGCAUGAUCCUGAAAGAGUGUUAAUAUUAGAUGAUGGGAAAUCGGCCCCAAGAAAGACUCUCGGUGCUGUACCUCAUGAUCUUGGACUGAAAAAUCCAUGGUUUGAAGUAAAUGCUUAUAGCUUUUACAAUACAGAUAGGUGGAAAGAUUUAAAUCCUAAAUUUGUUCUUCAAGUAUAUAGGGAUGUGGUUGCAACAGGUGACAAAUCAUUUGCACAAGCAGUUUGGCCUGCCGUGUAUAUCGCAAUGGCCUAUAUGGACCAAUUCGAUAAGGAUGGAGAUGGGAUGAUUGAGAAUGAAGGGUUUCCAGAUCAAACUUAUGAUGUAUGGUCAGUUUCUGGGGUGAGUGCUUAUAGUGGAGGCCUGUGGGUUGCGGCUUUGCAAGCUGCUUCAGCCUUGGCGCGUGAAGUAGGUGACAAGGCUUCAGAGGAGCAUUUUCUGCUCAAAUUUCAGAAGGCGAAAUCUGUAUAUAAUGAUCAAUUGUGGAAUGGUUCAUAUUUUAAUUACGACAAUAGUGGUGGCAGUUCGAGUUCGUCAAUUCAAGCUGAUCAGUUGGCUGGGCAAUGGUAUUCUCGAGCGUGCCAAUUAUCGCCAAUUGUUGACGAGGACAAAGCACAGAGUGCACUUGAGAAAGUGUAUAAUUUUAACGUGUUAAAGGUUAAGGAUGGAAAACGAGGGGCUGUAAAUGGGAUGCGACCAGAUGGGAAAGUAGAUAUGACAGCGAUGCAGUCAAGAGAAAUAUGGACCGGGGUCACUUAUGCUGUGGCUGCAACUAUGAUUCACGAAGGCCUAGAGGAAAUUGGAUUUAAUACCGCAAGCGGUGUUCAUGAAGCUUCAUGGUCACUUGAAGGGCUUGGGUACUCUUUUCAAACUCCUGAAGCUUGGGAUACUGACGAUAGGUAUAGAUCUUUGGCUUAUAUGAGGCCAUUAGCUAUAUGGGCAAUGCAAUGGGCUUUAUCUCCACCAAAGCUAUUCAGAGAAGCAGAAAAGAUUGGAGGAGAGCCAAAAGCAAAGAAAGAUCCUUCACUCCUCUUCAAUAACCAUGAUGGAUUUUCUAGAGUUGCAAAUCUAUUAAAAGUGCCAGAAGAGAAAGAUACUCGAAGCUAUGCCCAAACUUUUUAUGAUUACACCUGCAGGAGAAAAAAGAUAUGAUUAUAAUCAGCAACACUGAAGCUGAUUUAUAUUCUUAGUUAUAUUGAUAAUUGCUAUUCAAAAUUAAAAGAAAAAGAGACAAAUUGUAUAGAACGAUUAAAAAUUGAUGUGUCUACUUAAAUAAUUCCGAAAUUAAUAUAACACUACUUGGUAAUUGGUAUCAAAAUCAAUUAGCCUAAUUUUGUA